Molecule: messenger RNA, 1197 nt
Organism: Rhodofomes roseus
Lineage: Eukaryota; Fungi; Basidiomycota; Agaricomycetes; Polyporales; Fomitopsidaceae
Product: concanavalin A-like lectin/glucanase domain-containing protein
Exons: 5
Coding region: 1-1014 (337 amino acids)
Biological process (GO): glucan catabolic process
Molecular function (GO): hydrolase activity, hydrolyzing O-glycosyl compounds
Source: RefSeq, a predicted model, not a curated record
AUGCGCUCCGCCCUUGCCCUCCUGGCUGCGCUCGCCUCAGUCGUCGCCGCGCAAGUCUACACCCUCGCGGACGCGUAUGUCGGGAGCGAGUUCCUCGGCACCUGGACCUGGCAGACCAUCGUCGACCCCACUAACGGCGACGUCAACUACGUCGACCUCGGCACCGCCGUCGCGCAGAACCUGACCUACGCUUCGCUAGACAAGUUCGUCAUGCGCGCGGACAGCACGAACGUCGUCGCGAACGGCACCCGCGGCAGGAACAGUAUCCGCGUCCUCUCCAACAGGGCGUACUCGGACUCGGUCGCCGUGCUGGACCUCGAGCACAUGCCGCAGGGAUGCGCUACCUGGCCCGCCUUCUGGUCGCUCAGCCAAACCGGGCCCUGGCCCGACGGCGGCGAGAUCGACAUCAUCGAAGGCGUGAACCUCCAGACGGGCAACCUCAUGUCCCUCCACACCUCCCCGAACUGCACCAUGCCCGCGACGCGCACGAUGUCCGGGGGCGUGACCUCCACGAUCUGCGACGCGGACUACAACUCGAACCAGGGCUGCGGCGUCUCCGGGGCGCCGCUCUCGUACGGCGCGGACUUCAACGGCGCCGCCGGCGGCUGGUUCGCCGUCCAGCGCGGCGCGGCGACCGGCAUCCGCGCGUGGUUCUGGAGCAGGCAGGACGCGGCGAGCGUCCCCCUCGCGGUGCAGUACCCCCUCGUCGCGGCCAUCACGGGCGUGAGCCCCGAUGCGAGCUGGGGCGAGCCGUAUGCAGUGUUCCCCAUGGACGCGGAGUGCAAUUAUGAGGAGCACUUCAAUGCGCACCAGUUCGUGUUUGAUCUGACGUUCUGCGGUGACUGGGCGGGGAGCGCCUACCCAACGAGUGGUUGCCCCGGGACAUGCACUGAUUUGGUCAACAACCACCCCGAGGCAUUCACAGAAGCGUACUGGGAAGUCAACGGCCUCUGGAUCUACACGCCCUUCGGUCAGCCGACAUCACCAAAUCCCCCUUACCCUUCGUCGUCAUAAGGUCAGAGCGUCUUGACGACUUGCGUUGCCCGCGCAGCACUGCACCGCGAAGGUCUCUUCGUGGAGACCGCUAGUCUAUCUUUCCCGUCAUUUCUUUGUGACUUUGAUACGUGGAUGCAUGACAUUGGAUAUGUAGGACCGAGCACAUUGCUAAUGUCACCUUUGUCGAAGUUUGCCCCGUCG